This is a messenger RNA of Medioppia subpectinata, 815 nucleotides long. The record is from the annotation of a GenBank genome assembly. Lineage: Eukaryota; Metazoa; Arthropoda; Arachnida; Sarcoptiformes; Oppiidae.
AUGGAUCCCGAGAGCCCACGGCUGAGGCCAUCGAUAGAAAUCGGAGCCCAAACGCCAUCCACUGAUAAAUCAUUUGAUGAUUUCGAUGGUUUGUGUCAAAGCAGAAGCCAUUCGAGUCAAAGCACCAAAACUGCCAUUCAUUACAGUCGGGAAACCAUUAAAGACCCGAACAGACUGGACAUCAGUCCCGAUAACAUCAGCAAAACUCAUAGUAUGACAGACUUCGGCGCCAGUGAUGGCAAUAAACAUAAGGCGCGAAAAGUUUCGUCGGAAAACUCUCUGAAAAAGUUGUCGAUAAAAAACUUGCCGUCGCUUUUGAGAUCGUUGUCGAGUCAGACAAAUAUCAAUAGUAAUAAGAAACGACUGAAGACAUUAAAUCGACGCAAAAUCGGUUUACAUUACAGAUCAGCCGAUAAUAUGACUCAUUUGGAGUCCAAUUCGUGUGAAGCCAUCAAUCAUCAGAUGUCGGACACGAUUCUCAACAAAAGGAGAUCCACUGCUUUUGAAUUGUAUGAAAUCAAUCGCUUUGAAUGCGCCGAUUGUGAGGACAUUAGCCAUCAGAUUGUCUGCAACGAAGAGAGAGUCGAACUCAUGAGUGAUAAGACAUUAAGUGAUAAUAGCGGUAGAGAUAAAGAUAAAGAUAGCGCUGUUUCGAAAGAAAAUGAGCAAAAAGUUUCAGAAAGUAGUGGUUUUACUACGAGUGAAGACAUGCCUCUUAUAGGGGCUCCUAAUCUAUAAUAAGCCUCCAAUGGUUACCAUUAAGUGAUUUGAUUGUAUUGUUUCUUUGAAUCCACCGAUUGUUUCAAUGGUUUGUC